Trichogramma pretiosum is the source of this 2066-nucleotide messenger RNA. Its product is annotated as putative ATPase N2B. Bases 343 to 1707 code for a protein of 454 amino acids. NCBI's taxonomy places the organism in Eukaryota, Metazoa, Arthropoda, Insecta, Hymenoptera, Trichogrammatidae. Gene Ontology annotation, cellular component: mitochondrion; cytoplasm. The record is from RefSeq and is a predicted model, not a curated record. The transcript has 7 exons. Gene Ontology annotation, molecular function: ATP binding; ATP hydrolysis activity.
UAACAAAUGCCAAAAGAUGACAACGUAAAAAAGUUAAAGACAAGGCAUCAGCUGCACUUUCUUUCAGACGUCAAGUUAAGCGCCAAUAAAAGUAUCUUAGACGUGAUUCAAGAUGAUGACGUCCGAGCAUGUGUAUCUUUCUAAAACGUUCAUGCGGCUGGUCACAUAGUCGAGUAGAUGAAACGCAAACGUUUGAAAAUAAAUUACCUUGACAUUCAAAUUUAAUCUCCUCGUGAUAUGUACCGUUGAUUUUUUCCGCGGCCUAAAAAACUAUUGUGUGUUGCAUAAGAACAUGUUAGCUCAUGAUCAUUAGUAAAUGAGGAUUCAUCAAAAAAAGAAAUAAUGGCAAGAGUAAUUACCAAAAAUUCAGCGAAUAUUAUUUAUAUCAAUGUUUUAUUGAAACGACCGCUUUCUUUACAUAAAAUUUCAUCAUGUAAAUAUGCAAAUAGUGUUCAAUCAAAUGAUCCUGGAAGUCCUUUGGAAGUACUCAAACAAAAAGUCAAUAAAGGUGAAUUAAUGCAUGAUGAGCACCAGUUAAUAGUAAUUGAAGAUCUUCAGAAAGUUUAUGAGCGUCUUAAAGGCUAUACACCUGAAAAGCCAGGCCUAAUCAGUAAAUGGCUGAGAAAUAAUAAUAAGAAGACAAAAGCUCCUAAAGGACUCUACCUCUAUGGAGCAGUAGGUGGAGGUAAAACAAUGUUGAUGGACCUUUUCUAUAAUUGUUGUCAGAUUCAGCACAAAAAAAGGGUUCACUUUCACUCGUUUAUGCUGGAUGUUCACAGUAAAAUACACGAGGUUAAAAAAGGUAUUGUUCGUGAUCAUAGCAGUACAAAACUUCAACCGUUCGACCCAAUACCUCCAGUAGCAUCCUCGAUAACUGAAAAUACAUGGUUAUUGUGCUUUGAUGAAUUUCAAGUCACAGAUGUUGCUGAUGCUAUGAUUCUCAAAAGAUUAUUUACAGAACUGUUCAACAAUGGUGUGGUAGUUGUAGCAACAAGUAAUAGAAAACCAGACGAUCUCUACAAAAGUGGAUUACAAAGGGGAAAUUUUUUACCAUUUAUUCAAAUUCUUAAAGAUCAUUGCAAUGUAUCUUCUUUAGAUUCUGGUAUUGACUAUCGUACAAAAGCUGCAUCAGGAAAAGAAAAACAUUAUUUUAUUAAAGGAGAAGAAGCUGAUAGAAACAUUGAGAAAAUUUUUAAAUAUCUAUGUUCAAUGGAAAAUGAUAUCCCACGACCAAGAACAUUGAACAUUAAAGGUAGAAAUGUAACAUUUAAAAAAACUUGUGGACAAGUUAUUGACUCAAACUUUGAAGAAUUGUGUGAUAGACCCCUGGGUGCUAGUGAUUAUAUUGAAAUAUGUCAAGCUUUUCAUACAGUUAUAAUACGUGAUGUACCACAACUAAAUAUGAAAUUGAAGAGUCAAGCUAGAAGAUUUAUUACUCUCAUAGAUACUUUAUACGACAAUAGGGUUCGAACUGUUAUAUCAGCAAAUGCUCCUUAUAAUAAACUUUUUGUCCCUGAAGGAGAAGAAGAAUAUACUGAUGAAAAGCGAAUGCUCAUGGAUGAUUUGAAAAUAUCUCAUGGCACUGAUGACCAUAAAUCAAAUAUUUUUACUGGCGAGGAGGAGUUAUUUGCAUUUGAUCGUACUGUAUCAAGAUUGGCUGAAAUGCAGACUGCUGCAUAUUGGGAUGAAUGGGAAAAGCAUAGAUAACGGCCAGUAAUUCUAGUCUUACUUUUAUUUUAUGAGCUUAUGAAUGAAUCAUAAUGUCAUUAAAAGUAAUAAUCAAAGAAUUUUUUAUUCAACUUACUUAAAACUUGAUGUUUUUUGGUGACAUUAUUAAAAAUAUUUUUUGUGUACUUAAAUCAACAAGAUUUUUAUCAUAAAUAGCGAUAUAAAGUUGUGUAAAUAUGUAAAAAAAUGUUACAAUAAAAAGAUAUAAGUAAGUAGAUCUCAUACUUUUCAAUAUCACUUGAUAUUAUAUUAUCCACCAUAUUCUGCUUUUAUACUUAUUCAUUUUUCUCUUGGAUGUAGCUGCACAAGAGCCAAAGUCUAUUUAUAAUUUAAAAAAU